CCAGGCACAGGGGGCCAGGGCUGGCCGACGUGGCGGCUGCGGCGCUGCAGGGCGGUCAGGCUGGGAGGGAGGGACUGAGGCGAGAGGCGGGCCGGAAAGUUUGUCCCGCGGCCGAGGCGGGGACUCCAGCCCCGGGAUGCGCGCCAGCCCGCGCAGCGCCCGUAGCACGCCUCGGUGUCCUGCUCGCCAUGGGCCACCCCCCACCCCUCCUGCCCCUGUGUGCCUCUGUGUCUUUGCUGGGUGGCCUGACCUUUGGUUAUGAGCUGGCAGUCAUAUCGGGUGCCCUGCUGCCACUGCAGCUUGACUUUGGGCUGAGCUGCUUGGAGCAGGAGUUCCUGGUGGGCAGCUUGCUCCUGGGGGCUCUCCUCGCCUCCCUGGUAGGGGGCUUCCUCAUUGACCACUAUGGCAGGAAACAAGCCAUCUUCGGGAGCAACUUGGUGCUUUUGGCAGGCAGCCUGAUCCUGGGCCUGGCUGGCUCCCUGACCUGGCUGGUCCUGGGCCGCUCAGCAGCUGGCUUCGCCAUUUCCCUCUCCUCCAUGGCCUGCUGUAUCUACGUGUCAGAGCUGGUGGGGCCACGGCACCGGGGAGUGCUGGUGUCCCUCUACGAAGCAGGCGUCACCGUGGGCAUCCUGCUCUCCUAUGCACUCAACUAUGCACUGGCCAGCGCCCCCCAGGGAUGGCGACAUAUGUUUGGCUGGGCCGCUGCACCUGCUCUCUUGCAGUCCGUUGGCCUCCUCUUUCUCCCUGCUGCUACAGAUGAGCCAGCAGCCCACAAGGACCUCAUCCCCCUCCAGGGAGGUGAGGCCACCAAGCUUGGCCUGGGGAGGCCAAGAUACUCCUUUCUGGACCUCUUCAGGGCACGGGAUAACAUGCGAGGCCGGACCACAGUGGGGCUGGGGCUGGUGCUUUUCCAGCAGCUCACAGGGCAGCCCAAUGUACUGUGCUAUGCCUCCACCAUCUUCCACUCUGUCGGCUUCCGUGAGGGAUCCUCCGCUGUGCUGGCCUCCGUGGGGCUUGGCGCAGUGAAGGUGGCGGCUACAUUGGCUGCCAUGGGGCUGGUGGACCGAGCCGGCCGCAGAGCCCUGUUACUAGCUGGCUGUGCCCUCAUGGCCCUGUCGGUGAGCGGCAUAGGCCUCGUCAGCUUUGCCGUGCCCAUGGCCUCAAGCCCAAGUUGCCUGGCCCUACCCAACGCCACCAAGCUGUCAGGCCUCCCUGGAGACUCUGGAUUGCCAAUGGACAUAUCUCCACCUCCACUGCCAACGACCAGCACGAACCAAGGGGAGUCAGUCUUGUCAACUUCUGAGGAAAACGAGCCUAAUCCCAGAGCCGGAGACCCCACGACCCCUCUCCUGCCAGCCCUAAGCACCGCCUCCUCUGCAAGCGCUGCUCCUGCCCCAGAGCGCCCCCUGCUGCACUGGACGGCGCUGGUCUGCAUGAUGGUCUUCAUGAGCGCCUUCUCCUUCGGCUUCGGACCAGUGACCUGGCUUGUCCUCAGUGAGAUCUACCCAGUGGAGAUCCGAGGGAGGGCCUUCGCCUUCUGCAAUAGCUUCAACUGGGCCGCCAACCUCUUCAUCAGCCUCUCCUUCCUCGACCUCAUCGGCACCAUCGGCCUGUCCUGGACCUUCCUGCUCUACGGGCUGACUGCUGUCCUUGGCCUGGGUUUCAUCUAUUUAUUUGUUCCUGAAACGAAGGGCCAGUCGUUGGCAGAGAUAGACCAGCAAUUCCAGAGGAGACGGUUUGCGCUGAGCUUUGGCCACAGGCAGAGCAUAUCUGGCGUCCAGUACAGCCUCAUCAAGGCCUUUUGUGCUGGGAUGAAAGUCAGAGAACCCCAAAGUCAGGCUCUGAGGGUUCCUGAGGACCUGCCUUCUUGCCUCAGUUUCCCCAUUGGUGCUGCACAUUUCUGCAGUUCUUAUCAUGAGAACAUCACAUGGAGUUUCCACUGCUCCCUGGGCUUUCUCCAAAAAUCUCUGGGGAACCAAUCCUGGCAGUACGUCUCCUGGUAUCACCUGUAAAUCUAGCUGAAGAUACAAUAUUCUCUGCUUUUUUUUUGUCCACCUGGCUGGGACUUUUCAGCAAAGGGGAAGCCUGAUUUUUGGCUCUUGGGUCUCAGUUUUGUUCACCCAUUUAAUUCUUUUACCAAGAAUAUUUAUCAUUUGCCAGCACCUCAGACUAGUUGACAGGAGUCUUAAGGCCUAGUCCCGAUUCUGCUAUUGUCUUUGCUCUAUGACCGUGGGCCUCAGUUUUCCCCAUAUGUACAGUGGGGCACCUGGUCCAGGCUGUUCUUAAGAUGUCUUCUGAUGCCAGUGAGUUGGAAUUUUAAAUGCUGGUAAUACAACAAAUGUUCACAGGGCCCUGCUCUCAAGUUGUCAGUCCUUUCUCAGAGGGAUUUAAGUUUUAUUAGGGGAAAGGUGAAUACAAGCCCAGAGUUGUGUGCACCGUAAUGAGCUCCAGGAGCUGGGUCUGGAGGCUGACCGACCUGGCGUUGUCUUCGCCUCUUGGAAGCCGUUGACCUUGGGUAAGUAACAACCCCCUCAAGCCUCAAUUUCCGCAUCUGCAGAAUAGAGGUGAUUAUGCCCCCCGGGGUUGUAUUUAACCCCAUGUCCCUUCAGGAUGGUCUUCAGCUGGUCCCAUGCAGCUCAUCGGGGUUUCGAGGGGAUUUUCUGUUCACCCUCAGUACCGAAGCCCCCACCUUUGGGGCAUUGUAAAGAGUUAUCCCCCAAGGGGCGAGUCGGAAGGAGACCGAGCAGGCAGCUCAGGCCAGAGGUCGCUAAAGGAAGGGACUGGCAAGAAGGAGUUCCUGGGUGCUGAGAAUGAAAGGCUAGAGUGGAUCCGGGGUGCCGGCAUCAGACGAGGCUUUGUCGUCUGUGCCUGCGUCGUACCUGGGUGCUGAUGUAGCUCCCAUGGGACUCUGGCCCCUCAACUUCUCCUCUCCUCUUAUUCUAGAUACAGGUGCUCCUGGGCUUAUAACGGGAUUACAUCCUAAUAAACCCAUAAUAAAGUAAAAAAUGCAUUUAAUACACCUCACCUACCAAACAUCACAGCUUAGCCUAGCCUACCUUAGAUGUAUUCAGAACACUUAGACCAAUGAGCCUACACUGAGCACAGUCAUUUAACAAAAUGAAUACACUGUAUACUGUUGGUUGUCUCUCCUCAUGAUGGCGAGGCUGACUAGGGGCUGUGGCUCGCUGCCGCUGCCCAGUAUCACGAGACUAUCAUACUGCAUGUCAUUAGCCCAGGAAAAGAUCAAAACUCAAAAUUUUGUUCAAUUUUCAGGAUCUUCGCAAGCUGGCCGUUAAACACAGCCAUUAAAAGAAAUUAAAUUACUCGAAUUUAUAAUUAAACAAAUUAUGUCAAAAACAAAGGUAACCAAUACCAAAACCUCAUCACUUUCUUAUUUUACCACAUUUUACUAUUAACUGUGCUCCUGAGUUUUUUUACAUCUAUUGUAUCUUUUGAGGGACAUGGGGGAGAUGCUGAGCAUUUCUUCCUGAUGGCACGUUCGAUGACAUCCUGUUAGUCGCUCGAAAGCAGCCAUGGGGAGUGUAUUUGCACCCCAGAGAUUGGGGAACAUUACAAAUCAGGGCUCGAUUUAUUGUUUCGUUGAUUUUUCAGUCUUAAGAAUGUGAUGGGUAAAAUGUUAAUAAUGCAAAUUAAAAAUAUGUCUGUCCUGCCCAUGGCCGAUACAUUGUGAGCGGCACAUCAUUCCAGGAUUUGAACACUGCUGUCCAGUUCAGCAAGCAUGUCGCUCAUGUCACUGAUGGAGGUCCAACCUGCAUCUUCUUUAUUUUCCUUUCAUCUGACUCAUUAACAUAAACAGAAAUAAGUGUUCAACCAGCAUCCAUGCUGGAACUACCAUACUGAGCAACUUCUUACUGAGUUGUAUUGUCAUCCGGCAUUGGUGCGUAGUCUAAUUUUGUCCAGUCGUGGCUCGAUUGCAAUAAUAGUUGGUUUUGCAUACAAGAGUUUGGCCAAAAAUUAAAAAAACAUUCUGUGAGAAUCAAUCGGUUAUAUGGAGUUGAUAAGAAAGAGUAUUUUCAAUAAAGUGUUUAUUAUUAUUUA
Pteropus alecto (black flying fox) is the source of this 4059-nucleotide messenger RNA. RefSeq names its product solute carrier family 2 member 10 (gene SLC2A10). Bases 189 to 2012 code for a protein of 607 amino acids. Lineage: Eukaryota; Metazoa; Chordata; Mammalia; Chiroptera; Pteropodidae. Gene Ontology annotation, molecular function: transmembrane transporter activity. Gene Ontology annotation, biological process: transmembrane transport. The transcript has 6 exons. The record is from RefSeq and is a predicted model, not a curated record. Gene Ontology annotation, cellular component: membrane.